Alternaria burnsii is the source of this 1563-nucleotide messenger RNA. RefSeq lists its product as uncharacterized. The record is from RefSeq and is a predicted model, not a curated record. The annotation marks the transcript as partial. The transcript has 4 exons. Lineage: Eukaryota; Fungi; Ascomycota; Dothideomycetes; Pleosporales; Pleosporaceae.
CUCCUGCAUGCGUCUGCCCUUGUUCGUCUUCAAACUUCUGCCAUAAAAAUGGCGAAGCUGUCGCUCGAGGACUUUGACAAACACAUCGAGAGUCUGCGCGCCCAGCUACUGUUUCUCAAUGAGACGCUCGAUGCGACGGAUCACAAUGCGCCGGACUGGCUCUCCGCGGACCUUCUAUCGCUGCGAAACAAGUCAGGCAGAUUGCAGGACGACAUGAAGAGAUUCAGAGAUCAGCUUGAGGACGAAGGUCUGGCUGAGAAGAAGAAGGCCAAGACUUCAAACAAACGCCUAAGUAUCGAAGGCGCGAAGCGUCCCGCAGAAACACCGAUUGCGCAAACCCCAACUCCCAGCGCCCACGCUAUAUCUCCUCUCGUAGACCAAUCACCAACACCACGCGCAAAGCGAACGAAGAUCGAAGACACAUAUGUUGUUCAGCAUGUCGAUGUCACAGAGGAGGUCAACCGGCGGCUGCAAGAGAACCGCUUACGACGCUUGAUGCAGACUCCGAGCACAGCGCAGAAACGAAAGUUCGAUUCAUACGAGGAGGAGCCCAGGUCAGAAGGGCCGGUCGGCACAGACGAGGAAGGUUGCAGAGGUGGAUACAGUGCGAGUGAGCAGGAGAGAACCCCAACCAAACGGCUGAGGAGCAGUGGAACUUUCGAAGGGCUGGGCAAAAGGAAGGAGGAUGAGCCAGCGAGAGAACAGGACCCACGAUUCGAAGACAGAGCUGAUGUAAAGAGGCGCAAGUUUCACCGUUAUAAGGCGUAUCUCUUAUGUACUGGACAUGGCUUGCGUCUACGUCGACUUCUCCGCAGCACCUCCGCUCCGAAGAGGAAGUUGCAGCCGAGGCGGGAGCUAACCGCCGUCUUUGCAUCAUUGAACUUUUUGACAUCGUGCUCACUGAACUGCCCUACCAUCACCGCUUCCACACAUCUACCUGACCUGCAACUCUUGCGCAAAUUACUUCCCGAUCGACGCGUUACAUCUGAACUUGACUGCACAACCACAACCUCCAAGAUGGCGACUCCAACCCCCAUACAAAAUAUGCCCAUCCCACCAGAAGAACGUCUAGCUCUCGAACAACAAGCCCGCUACCAACGCAUAACACGCAACCUAGCCAUUGGCGGCCUUGUUCUAUGUCCAAUAAUAGCCGCCAUGCCGCCCCGAAAACUAGACCUCUACACAUUCUCACUAGGAAUCGGUUUCUACCUAUCAGCCGACCACCUCAUAACCCUACGUACGGGCCGUGGCCUCGUACAAAACCUCAGUCCAAUGCGAACAAUGGAACUACCGACCGAACGCGCCAAAGAGAUGCAGAAGAUAUUGCGGGAGGAGAGGGAAAAGAGUAGAAAGAGUCUAGAGCGGAAGGAGGGGCAAGAGAAGAGUAUACUGGGGAAGCUCUGGAUGGGUGAUGAGGAGGAAGGAUGGAAAGAGAGGAGACUCGAGGAAGAGAAGAAGGCGAUUGAGGAGGGGAAGAGUUAUGGUGAUAUGAUCUUUGAACAGAUCUGGGAGGUUUGGAAUUGGGAUAAGAAAGGAAAGGGCGCUGACGGGAAGAAGGAGUGA